Messenger RNA from Alnus glutinosa, 1759 nucleotides. RefSeq lists its product as uncharacterized. The coding region runs from base 175 to 1545 and encodes 456 amino acids. The transcript has 17 exons. Gene Ontology annotation, cellular component: alpha DNA polymerase:primase complex. Gene Ontology annotation, biological process: DNA replication, synthesis of primer. The record is from RefSeq and is a predicted model, not a curated record. NCBI's taxonomy places the organism in Eukaryota, Viridiplantae, Streptophyta, Magnoliopsida, Fagales, Betulaceae.
GAGUCCCUCGAGCCUAGACCUUACUUUUCCCCACCCCACCAAAAUUUUCCCGCCAAAAAAAGACCUACACUUCCUCUCCUCUUCCCGCCACUUCAAAGCCCAUCCCAGACCCUGCGUUCACGACCAGCGGCUGCGAUUUCACGAGGAAACAGCUUCUUCGCUCAGUACUCAAACAUGACCAGAGAGGAAAUCGGAAACGGAAGCGAAGACAUGGUAAUUGAUGAGUGUGAACCUGAAGGCUGUGAACGGAACGCCUUUCCUGACGGAUUUAACGCCAACUAUCUCAAAGUCUAUUACGGAAAGCUUUUUCCACACGCAGAUAUAUUCAAAUGGAUGUCCUAUGGAAAUGAUGGGAAGCAUCCUGCCUGUGACCAAUCCUACUUCGGCCGGAGAGAGUUUUCGUUCACGCUGGAUAAUGAUAUUUAUCUGCGCUUCCAGUCUUUCAGCAGUGCAUCUGAGCUUGAAAAUUCCAUCAAAGAGAAGUGUCCGUUUAAAAUCGAUAUCGGGCCUGUGUACAGUGUGGAUCCUGCAAAGAGGCAUGCAUAUGCACAAUCUGGUGAUAAUGUUUUCACUCCAGUGGAGAGGGAGCUUGUUUUUGAUAUUGAUAUUACGGAUUAUGAUGAUGUUAGGUUCUGCUGCUCAGGAGCUGAUGUUUGCUUGGACUGUUGGCCUCUAAUGACAGUUGCUAUCAAAGUGAUUGAUACUUCCCUCAGAGAUGAUUUUGGUUUUAAUCAUAUUCUUUGGGUAUUUAGCGGUCGACGUGGUGUUCAUUGCUGGGUUUGUGAUGAGAAAGCAAGGAGGUUAACAAAUGAACAGAGGGCAUCUAUUGCUGAAUAUUUCCGUGUCUACAAGGGAAAUGAAAAUAGUCAUAAAAAGGUGUCUUUAACUGGUCCUGUUCUGCAUCCCUUCCUUGCGAGAUCAUAUACUGAAGUUCUCAAGGAUUUCUUUGAGUCGAAAUUGCUUUUAACUCAAAAACUAUUUUCAACUGAGGAGCAAUAUGAGAAGAUCUUAGAGAUGAUUCCUGAUGAAUCUAUUACUUCUGAGCUUCGGGGGAAGUGGCAGGAGAACAAGCGAUCCUCCAUUUCAAAAGGAGACACUAAUGUUGUCAGAUGGGAGCAACUAAAACAUAUAUUGCAAUCGGGAAAACACAAGGCACAAGGGCUGCGAAGGUGUGUUGAAGAGAUUGUAUUCUCUUUUACCUAUCCUAGGCUAGAUAUGGAGGUUUCAAAACACAUGAACCAUUUGCUAAAAGCACCAUUCUGUGUACACCCAAAAACAGGCCGUGUUUGUGUUCCUAUUGAUCCGAAUUGUUGUGAGGAAUUUGAUCCUACUGCAGUACCAACCCUUUCUAAGCUUUUAGAAGAAAUCAACAUGGGAGCUUUGAGAGAAGAAGUUGGUAAUGAAUGGGAUAGAACCUCACUUGGAAAAUCAAUCAGGUUUUUCAGAUCGUCAUUCUUACAACCUCUACUGAAGUCUUGCAAGGAGGAGAUAGAAAAUUCCUACAAUGCGAAACUGCAACACUCAAAGAAUUCCCUGACUUGGUAGUGCAACUCUAGUUAAUUCAUCAACAUGUAUCCAGCUUUCAGAGUCACCCUUAUUAUUAAUGUGAAGUUAUAUAUUUUAAGGAAUUGAUACAAUCAUUAUGGAAACUUAACAAACAAACAUUUGUAAAUCUCACCUUCUCUUGUCCAGAAAACUAAAUGAAUGUGUAUUGUUGCUGGCAAACUUCAUUUUGUUUAAUGGCAAAAGUUUGAAGGCA